Molecule: messenger RNA, 433 nt
Organism: Scutellospora calospora
Lineage: Eukaryota; Fungi; Glomeromycota; Glomeromycetes; Diversisporales; Gigasporaceae
Source: the annotation of a GenBank genome assembly
GCUAUUACUGUACUUCUUCGCUUCCAACCAACAUCCCUUCAUUUUUUUCUAUCCAAUUCAAUUGAUGCGAUCCGACAAGUCCACGCCGAAAUUUCAAAAUUUCUUCCUAUAGAACUUGAUCGUCUUUCCACACCAUACAAUGCAUGGUAUUUCGAUAUGGGUAAUAAUCAUGAGUACAUUUUACUCCCUUUACAAAUUUCACCCGGAGAUUAUUCAACCAUGUCAAGUUUAAGAUUAUCAUCUGAUCUCGAAGAUUUAAUAAAAAACUCACCGAACACGAAUAUUGCUAAUGGAACUAUGACAUCAUUUUUGGACACUCAAUAUGGUGCUCCAAGACAAGCUGACUUUUGGUCAGAAAAUAAGUAUAGGGAUUCUGAUGCUAGGAAUACAGCAAUACCACAAUUUGCUUUGGUUUUAGCUGAUUUUUCUGUUG